UCAACCCUUCUACUUAUCGUCUUUACAUCCACGUUUUGCUCACGAUGCGUAUACUUCUCAUCCUGUUUAUUACAGUGGCAUAUGUAACGGCGUUUCCAGGAUUUCCUAAAACAAAAUGGGAUCCUUUCGUUUUUGACAUUACGGUCUAUUGCAAUGACAAAACUCGUGAUACGUACAAUUUGCUCAUUGAGUGGUGGGAAGAUGAUACUAUGCCCGGAAUGGAACAGAUCACUCGUCCACAAUUUUACCACCCAAAACCGGGAAACUUCAGCUUUAGAAUGGAAGGAGCCAUGGAUGGUGACGAAUCCUUUUCUGAUGGACAUAAACCAGUUGCAUAUAUAACUCAUGAUUGUCACAAAAAGGCGCAACAAGUUGAACUCGUCUUAACUGUUAAUACGUUAUGUAAGACUGAGAAUUCUUGCCAUUAUCGUAUUAUUCAAGACAUUUCCGGAGCUCAAGGAGAGAAAAAUAUUCAAGCCGAUGCAUUGGUUGUUGGAGGAAACUUCACUUCGUUCCCAGAUUUUUCUCUCAUGUAAUAAACUUUCUGUGGUUAAUUUUAAUAUAAACCUGAAGUAAAAUUUUUGGAAAAU
Molecule: messenger RNA, 590 nt
Organism: Caenorhabditis elegans
Lineage: Eukaryota; Metazoa; Nematoda; Chromadorea; Rhabditida; Rhabditidae
Gene: R102.8
Product: TransThyretin-Related family domain
Exons: 3
Coding region: 45-536 (163 amino acids)
Source: RefSeq, marked reviewed